UGCAUUAUAUUCAAGUGCCCUAGUGAAACCGCGCGCACUCUUCGGAAGGUUGUCGAAGAAUUAUCUCCCGGUCGUAACUUACACAGGGGAAUAAAAUCGUCCAAUCGAAGUUUUCUUGUAAAACAGAAACCUUUUCUAUAACCAAAUCCAUCAAAAUGCGUGAAUGUAUCUCGAUCCAUGUCGGUCAAGCCGGUGUCCAAAUGGGCAAUGCUUGUUGGGAGUUGUACUGCCUUGAACAUGGAAUCCAACCCGAUGGCCAAAUGCCCAGUGAUAUGACUCUUGGUGGUGGUGAUGACUCAUUCAACACUUUCUUUAGCGAGACCGGUGCUGGCAAGCAUGUCCCUAGAGCCGUGUUUGUCGACUUGGAACCUACUGUAGUCGAUGAAGUACGAACAGGUACCUAUCGUCAGCUUUUCCACCCUGAGCAGCUUAUCACCGGUAAAGAAGAUGCAGCGAACAACUAUGCAAGA
Molecule: messenger RNA, 470 nt
Organism: Actinia tenebrosa (Australian red waratah sea anemone)
Lineage: Eukaryota; Metazoa; Cnidaria; Anthozoa; Actiniaria; Actiniidae
Product: tubulin alpha-1 chain
Biological process (GO): microtubule-based process
Cellular component (GO): microtubule
Molecular function (GO): GTP binding; structural constituent of cytoskeleton
Source: RefSeq, a predicted model, not a curated record